Schistosoma rodhaini is the source of this 2668-nucleotide messenger RNA. The record is from the annotation of a GenBank genome assembly. NCBI's taxonomy places the organism in Eukaryota, Metazoa, Platyhelminthes, Trematoda, Strigeidida, Schistosomatidae.
CUAUAAUUUUAUGUGUCAGGAAAUUAGGCCAAACGUUUUAAUGAUUCAAUGACCAUGUAUAUAACAUUAGAAUAUUUUUUUUCAUUUCACACGUAGUUGGUUACAACUGUAAUGGGUUCAUUUAUAUUGUGUAUCUUAAGCACAUGAUUUGUUCAGACGUAAUGAGUUACAACUGUAAUGGGUUCCAUGAUGUUGUGUAUCUUAAGCACAUGAUUUGUUCAGACGUAAUGAGUUACAACUGUAAUGGGUUCCAUGAUGUUGUGUAUCUUAAGCACAUGAUUUGUUCAGACGUAAUGAGUUACAACUGUAAUGGGUUCCAUGAUGUUGUGUAUCUUAAGCACAUGAUUUGUUCAGACGUAAUGAGUUACAACUAUAAUGGGUUCCAUGAUGUUGUGUAUCUUAGGGACAUGACUUGUUCAGACGUAAUGAGUUACAACUAUAAUGGGUUCCAUGGUGUCGUGUAUCUUAAGCACAUGACUUGUUCAGACGUAAUGAGUUACAACUGUAAUGGGUUCCAUGAUGUUGUGUAUCUUAAGCACAUGAUUUGUUCAGACGUAAUGAGUUACAACUAUAAUGGGUUCCAUGAUGUUGUGUAUCUUAAGCACAUGAUUUGUUCAGACGUAAUGAGUUACAACUGUAAUGGGUUCCAUGAUGUUGUGUAUCUUAAGCACAUGAUUUGUUCAGACGUAAUGAGUUACAACUGUAAUGGGUUCCAUGAUGUUGUGUAUCUUAAGCACAUGAUUUGUUCAGACGUAAUGAGUUACAACUGUAAUGGGUUCCAUGAUGUUGUGUAUCUUAGGGACAUGACUUGUUCAGACGUAAUGAGUUACAACUGUAAUGGGUUCCAUGAUGUUGUGUAUCUUAAGCACAUGAUUUGUUCAGACGUAAUGAGUUACAACUGUAAUGGGUUCCAUGAUGUUGUGUAUCUUAAGCACAUGAUUUGUUCAGACGUAAUGAGUUACAACUGUAAUGGGUUCCAUGAUGUUGUGUAUCUUAAGCACAUGAUUUGUUCAGACGUAAUGAGUUACAACUGUAAUGGGUUCCAUGAUGUUGUGUAUCUUAGGGACAUGACUUGUUCAGACGUAAUGAGUUACAACUGUAAUGGGUUCCAUGAUGUUGUGUAUCUUAAGCACAUGACUUGUUCAGACGUAAUGAGUUACAACUGUAAUGGGUUCCAUGAUGUUGUGUAUCUUAAGCACAUGAUUUGUUCAGACGUAAUGAGUUACAACUGUAAUGGGUUCCAUGAUGUUGUGUAUCUUAAGCACAUGAUUUGUUCAGACGUAAUGAGUUACAACUGUAAUGGGUUCCAUGAUGUUGUGUAUCUUAAGCACAUGAUUUGUUCAGACGUAAUGAGUUACAACUGUAAUGGGUUCCAUGAUGUUGUGUAUCUUAAGCACAUGAUUUGUUCAGACGUAAUGAGUUACAACUAUAAUGGGUUCCAUGAUGUUGUGUAUCUUAGGGACAUGACUUGUUCAGACGUAAUGAGUUACAACUAUAAUGGGUUCCAUGGUGUCGUGUAUCUUAAGCACAUGACUUGUUCAGACGUAAUGAGUUACAACUGUAAUGGGUUCCAUGAUGUUGUGUAUCUUAAGCACAUGAUUUGUUCAGACGUAAUGAGUUACAACUGUAAUGGGUUCCAUGAUGUUGUGUAUCUUAAGCACAUGAUUUGUUCAGACGUAAUGAGUUACAACUGUAAUGGGUUCCAUGAUGUUGUGUAUCUUAAGCACAUGAUUUGUUCAGACGUAAUGAGUUACAACUGUAAUGGGUUCCAUGAUGUUGUGUAUCUUAAGCACAUGAUUUGUUCAGACGUAAUGAGUUACAACUGUAAUGGGUUCCAUGAUGUUGUGUAUCUUAGGGACAUGACUUGUUCAGACGUAAUGAGUUACAACUAUAAUGGGUUCCAUGAUGUUGUGUAUCUUAAGCACAUGACUUGUUCAGACGUAAUGAGUUACAACUAUAAUGCGUUCAUUAAUAUUAUAUAUCUUAAGCACAUGAUUUGUUCAGACGUAAUGAGUUACAACUAUAAUGGGUUCCAUGAUGUUGUGUAUCUUAGGGACAUGACUUGUUCAGACGUAAUGAGUUACAACUGUAAUGGGUUCAUUUAUAUUGUGUAUCUUAAGCACAUGACUUGUUCAGACGUAAUGAGUUACAACUGUAAUGGGUUCCAUGUUGUUGUGUAUCUUAAGCACAUGAUUUGUUCAGACGUAAUGAGUUACAACUGUAAUGGGUUCCAUGAUGUUGUGUAUCUUAGGGACAUGACUUGUUCAGACGUAAUGAGUUACAACUAUAAUGGGUUCCAUGAUGUUGUGUAUCUUAAGCACAUGACUUGUUCAGACGUAAUGAGUUACAACUAUAAUGGGUUCAUUAAUAUUAUAUAUCUUAAGCACAUGAUUUGUUCAGACGUAAUGAGUUACAACUAUAAUGGGUUCCAUGAUGUUGUGUAACUUAGGGACAUGACUUGUUCAGACGUAAUGAGUUACAACUGUAAUGGGUUCAUUUAUAUUGUGUAUCUUAAGCACAUGAUUUGUUCAGACGUAAUGAGUUACAACUGUAAUGGGUUCCAUGAUGUUGUGUAUCUUAAGCACAUGACUUGUUCAGACGUAAUGAGUUACAACUGUAAUGGGUUCCAUGAUGUUGUGUAUCUUAAGCACAUGACUUGUUCAGACGU